Sorghum bicolor (sorghum) is the source of this 1288-nucleotide messenger RNA. RefSeq lists its product as uncharacterized. The transcript is spliced from 3 exons. The coding region runs from base 16 to 927 and encodes 303 amino acids. The record is from RefSeq and is a predicted model, not a curated record. Lineage: Eukaryota; Viridiplantae; Streptophyta; Magnoliopsida; Poales; Poaceae.
CAAUCCCCUCCGAAAAUGCUGCGCGGCGCCGGUCGUCAGCAGUUGCCGCCCGUCUCUGCGAUGGACCUCUUCCCCGACGGGGCCUUCGUGCGGCUGCGGAACCGCGUGCAGCAGACGUACCUCUACGCCGACGACGACGGGGAGGGGGUCUCCCUGCGCCCGCACGGCCCCGCCUUCUCCCUGAACGCGGUGUGGCGGGUGCACCGCGUCGACGUCGACGGGACCACCUUGCUCCUCCUCCAGGGCGCCGCCUACGGCCGCUACCUCGCGAUCUCGCCCGCCGAGGCGGAGUCCGGCGACCGCGGCAACCGCGCCGUCCAGCGCGACUACGGCGGGGACGACCAGGGCGCCCUCAUGUGGAGGCCCUUCAGGAUGGUCGACGACGCGAGAUACGUCCGCCUGCGCCACGACUUCAACCGCAACCUCCGCGCCAACGGCAAGUUCCGCUUCUGGCGCACCGCCGUCACCGUCGAUACCAACGAAGGCAGGUGGACCACGAUGAUGCAGUGGACGGUCGGCACAUUCCAGCUGGGACCGGAGCUGCCACCCCUUCCACAUCCGACCGUGAAUCUAGGAGGCCGCCGUGGCCUGUUCCGGCGGCGCAGGCUCGAGGCGGAUGAACGGCGGACGAUCCGGCACGUGCGGGCGAACGACCAAGGGGAGUUCGACCCGAACAAUAACAACUGGGCCACAUUCCAUUUCUACGGCCGCUCCGUGUUCAACCUGAGGAUGCAGGUGGGGAUACGCCAGGAUGGCGGGGCCGGGGAAUACGGGGACGGCAUCACACUGGCCGUGCAGCCCGGCUUGCAUGGGCGGCUAACCCCUCUGGUCACCGACCUGCCUCGCAGCGUAGAUCCCAUGGACAUCGUCGUCUUCAACACCGGAUCACAAGGUGCUCAGAAUUUAGUGCACCCAGAUAUAGCGUAGAGGACUACAAGAGCAGAAAUUCUGACAACUUCGCAAAUCAUCUCUUCGGCAAUAAAAAGCAUUUAAGCACUGGUGUCCCCGAGACAGUGACAUGAGAGUUGGCUGUCGUCUUUUGUUAAGAUAGUUUCUGAAAAUUCAGCAACUCUUCUGUAAUAAUGGUGGUUAGAUUUGAUGUGUUCUACUGCCUGGGAAUAGUUUGAAUUGACCUCUCAAGUUCAGUACUUAAAAACUGUCGAAAGCAUUAUAUGGAAGUAAAUGAUGAAUGGUUCUGCAAAGUAAUAUUGAUUGUAGUUAUCAGCAUCUUCAUCUCUGUUGGGUGAGGCACUGAUGGCAAGAAUAGAUGCCGCUGAUUUUGUCUGUA